Messenger RNA from Durio zibethinus, 474 nucleotides. Its product is annotated as transcription factor bHLH61-like. Gene Ontology annotation, cellular component: nucleus. The record is from RefSeq and is a predicted model, not a curated record. Gene Ontology annotation, biological process: regulation of DNA-templated transcription. Gene Ontology annotation, molecular function: DNA-binding transcription factor activity; protein dimerization activity; sequence-specific DNA binding. Lineage: Eukaryota; Viridiplantae; Streptophyta; Magnoliopsida; Malvales; Malvaceae.
AUGGUUUCUAGGGAGCACAAGAGAGCAGCACUGCAUGAGAAGCUGCAACUUCUUCGUUCCAUUACUAACUCUCAUGCUCUGAACAAAACAUCAAUCAUAGUAGAUGCAUCAAAGUAUAUUGAAGAGCUAAAACAGAAAGUAGAAAGACUGAAUCAAGAUAUAUCAGCUGCACAAACUUCAAAUGAUCAAAAUCCAUUGCCUAUGGUUACAGUAGAAACCCUAGAGAAGGGUUUUCUGAUCAAUGUAUUUUCAGAAAAGAGCUGCCCUGGUCUACUUGUUUCUAUAUUGGAAGCCUUUGAGGAAUUGGGUCUUAAUGUUCUUGAAGCUAGGGUUUCUUGCACUGACAGUUUUCGAUUACAAGCAGUUGGAGGAGACAAUGAAGAACAAAGUGAAUCUAUUGAUGCACAAGUGGUGAAACAAGCAGUGUUGCAAGCUAUUAAGAAUUGGGGUGAAAGUACUGAUCAACAGGAGUAA